This is a messenger RNA of Striga hermonthica, 1389 nucleotides long. NCBI's taxonomy places the organism in Eukaryota, Viridiplantae, Streptophyta, Magnoliopsida, Lamiales, Orobanchaceae. The record is from the annotation of a GenBank genome assembly.
AUGGAGGGAAAGAUUCAAGUCGAACGGUUCAAUGGUUCCGACUUUGGAUUCUGGCGAAUGCAAAUGGAGGCUUACCUGAACGGGAAGGACCUCUACGCACCUCUUGGGGAAAAACCCGAGAAGAUGAGCGAUGAUGAAUGGAAGGUGCUCGAUCGGAAGGCGAUGAGCGCUAUAAUUCUUUCGCUCUCUCGGAACGUCGCCUACCAUGUGAAGGGAGCAAAAAGCACGAAGGAGUCAGGAACAAUUUACACGGCGAGUAGAUCCAGCUCAAACAUUCUCCUGGCAGGAGCUGUCUCACAAUCGCACUUGUGGCACAGUAGUUUGGGCCACAUGAGCGAAAAAGGAAUGAAGGUACUAAAGUCGAGAGGACUUUUGCCCGAGUUGGAGUCAGUGGACGUGGGUCUCUGCGAGCAAUGCGUGCUUGGAAAGCAGAAGAGAGUGAGCUUCAUAACCACCGGGAGAGCUCCAAAGACAGAAAAACUGGAGCUCGUGCACACUGACUUAUGGGGGCCAGCACCGGUGACAUCUCUUGGAGGAUCGAUGUACUACAUGACGUUCGUCGAUGACUGCACAAGAAAGGUAUGUGUGUACUUUCUGAAAAGAAAAUCCGAAGCCUUUGAUACUUUCAGGAGAUUGAGAGCACUCGUGGAGAAAGAGACAGGUCUGGAAGUGAAAUAUCUCAGAUCCGACAACGGUGGCGAGUACAACAGUGAAGCCAUCAAAGAAUACUGCGCUGAUCAUGGGAUCCAGAUGCAGAAGACGGUCCCAGGGACACCUCAACAAAAUGGCAUUGCGGAGAGGAUGAACAGAACACUGAAUGAGCCAGAUUUAGUGGGAGCUCAGAUAGAUGAGAUCGAGCGUACAGAAGAAGAGGCAGAACCAGAAUCGGAUGAACCGAUUGCUGAGAGCAGCACGCCUCUGGCACUGGGCCGAGAACCGAGGAUGAGAAGGGCCCCGGAUAGCGAUAGCCAGAGUGCAAUCCAUCUGGCAAAGAACCCCGCGUUUUACUCGCGAACGAAGCACAUCGAGGUUAAGUAUCAUUUCAUCCGGCAACUUCUAGAGAAGAAGAUGCUGCAGCUGAAAAAGGUUCGGGGAGAUAGGAAUCCUGCAGACAUGUUGACCAAGGCGGAUGCAGCUUCUCUUUCAAUUGUCAUCUUGAAAAAGAAAUUUCGUAGCCAGAUCUUUCUUGGCUGUGAUAAUAACCCGUUAUCCAGGCAGGAUGUAAUGGAAUUGGUUAGCAAGAGCGGAAAAUAUAGUAAGAAAUUUGAAGGUUUUACAGGGACAACGGGUCCUUUAGGUAAGAAAUUGAACAACUCAAGAACUCGAUCAGAACUAGGGUGGCAGCCAAAAUAUCCCAGUUUCUCUCAGUUUCUCGAGAGUCUCGACUAA